Messenger RNA from Myotis myotis, 2262 nucleotides. Its product is annotated as patr class I histocompatibility antigen, A-126 alpha chain-like. The coding region runs from base 88 to 1230 and encodes 380 amino acids. The transcript has 8 exons. Gene Ontology annotation, biological process: positive regulation of T cell mediated cytotoxicity; antigen processing and presentation of endogenous peptide antigen via MHC class Ib; immune response. Gene Ontology annotation, cellular component: external side of plasma membrane. The record is from RefSeq and is a predicted model, not a curated record. Lineage: Eukaryota; Metazoa; Chordata; Mammalia; Chiroptera; Vespertilionidae. Gene Ontology annotation, molecular function: peptide antigen binding; signaling receptor binding.
CGACAGAAGCCAAUCAGGGUCACCUUUGUCCCCAGUUAGAAGUCUCUGCGGACUCACCAGGACUCACAGACUCCCCAGACCCUGAGGAUGCUGCUCACGGGGCCCCCAACCCUCCUGCUGCUCUGGGGGGCCCUGGCCCUGACCCAGACCUGGGCGGGCCCCCACUCCCUGAGAUGGUUCUUCACCGCCGUGUCCCGGCCCGGCCGCGGGGAGGCCCGGUACCUGGAUGUCAGCUACGUGGACGACACGCGGUUCGAGCGGUUCGACAGCGACUCCGAGAGUCAGAGGUCGGAGCCUCGGGCGCCGUGGGUGGGGCAGGUGGAGCCGGGCUAUUGGGACCUGAGCACGCGGAACGCCAAGGCCACCGCACAGACUUUCCGACUGAACCUGCAGACCCUGCGCGGCUACUACAACCAGAGCCAGGACGGGUCUCACACGCUCCAGGAGAUGCGGGGCUGUGACAUGGGACCGGACGGCCGCCUCCUACGCGGUUAUGACCAGUUCGCUUACGAUGGCACCGACUACCUCGCCCUGAACGAGGACCUGCGCUCCUGGACCGCGGCCGACACCGCAGCUCAGAUCACCCGGCGGAAGUGGGAGGCAGCCGGUGAGGCUGAGCGAGUCAGGAACAUCCUGGAGGGCAGGUGCCUGGAGUUUCUCCACAGAGUCCUGGCGAUAGGGAAGGAGGUGCUGCAGCGCGCAGACCCUCCAAAGACACACGUGACCCACCACCCCAUCUCUGACCGUGAGGUCACCCUGAGGUGCUGGGCCCGGGGCUUCUACCCUGCGGACAUCAGCCUGAGCUGGCAGCGUGAUGGGGAGGAGCAGACCCAGGACACGGAGUUUGUGGAGACCAGGCCUGCGGGGGAUGGGACCUUCCAGAAGUGGGCGGCCCUGGUGGUGCCCCCUGGAGAGGAGCAGAGAUACACGUGCCAUGUGCAGCACGAGGGGCUGCCCGAGCCCCUGACCCUGAGAUGGGAGCCGUCUCCUUGGGCCACCAUCCCCCCUGUGGGCCUGGUUGUGGGCCUGGUCAUCCUUGGAGCUGUGGUCACUGGAGCUGUGGCUGGAGCUGUGAUGUGGAGGAGGAAGCGCUCAGGUGGAAAAGGAGGGAGCUAUGCCCAGGCUGCCAUCUCCUCUCCUGGGGGCUCUGACCCCGUCCUGUUUUGUUCUACCCCAGGCAGCGAUAGUGCCCAGGGCUCUGAUGUAUCUCUCACGGCUUCUAAAGCCUGAGGCACUUGUCGGGGACUGAGUGAUGGGAGAUUUGUUCACGCUCCCACUUUGUGAUUCAAGAACUUCUGAUUUCUUCCUGCAAAUGGCAUCUGAAUGUGUGUGUUCCUAUCAGCAUAACGUGAGGAGGUGGGAGGCUGGCACACCCCUGCCCACCACAUCCCCUCCCCAGCCUUUCCUGUCAUAUAGAGGUGCGGCUGGCCGUCCCCAUUCGUUUUUACUUCCUGGUGCGUUCAGCUACAGCUUCUUACUGCCUGAUUGAAAUAAGAGUCUGGAUAUACACUCUUCUUCACUUCUUGCCAUGAAGGGGUGAUGGGUUCCUUAAAGGAGAACAGCCCGGCUGGUGUGCCUCAGUGGCUGAGUGCCCACCCAGGAACCAGGAAGUCAUGGUUGGAUUCCCUUUCAGGGCAUAUGCCCAGAUUUCAGCUCAGUUCUCACCAGGGUCAUGCAAGUGACAGCCAAUGGAUGAUUCUCUCUCAUCAUUGAUGUUUCAAUCUGCCUCUCCCUCCUCUUUUCUCUCUCUCUCUGAAAAUCAAGAAAAGAUACUUUUUAAAAAAAAUUAAAGGAGACGUUCCUAAAUUUUGAGAAAUAAAUGAAAGCACUGUGAACUUUUCAGAUCCUGUGUGUUUGCUGUGCUGAGGCUGUUGCAGGGGGCACAGGAGAGGCUGUGAGGACCGAGUAUGGUCAGGGCUGUGCCCAGUUUGUUCCCUGGUCUCUCUUCAGCUGGGUCACCUCUCUGCUCCUUUGUCCUUCUCCCUUCAGUAGAACCUUGUUCCCCCAGGACUUUCCAUCACAGGGACUCAAACCUCCCCAGGCCUUGUAACUUGUCCUAAUGAGGAACAUCUCCAAACCCGUGGGCAGCAAGGCCUUCCUGUGUCCGGGUCAGCCUAGGCUCAGGCCUGGGUCCUGUCCUCAGCCCUCAUCUUCUGGGACUUUAUUUGUUGUUUCCUUGUUUGUGUAGAGCAGUGGUUCUUCUGACCCUUUAAAUACAGUUCCUCAUGUUGUGACCCCACCAUAAAAUUACUUUCGUUGCUA